This is a messenger RNA of Gastrolobium bilobum, 2187 nucleotides long. RefSeq names its product kinetochore-associated protein KNL-2 homolog. NCBI's taxonomy places the organism in Eukaryota, Viridiplantae, Streptophyta, Magnoliopsida, Fabales, Fabaceae. The transcript has 7 exons. The record is from RefSeq and is a predicted model, not a curated record. The coding region runs from base 43 to 1965 and encodes 640 amino acids.
CCACAGAGAAGAUAUAGGACUGUGUUUUCCCGUUUCGCGUUAAUGGCUGAGUCCACUCCAAUUUCAACUCCUACUAACGACACCAACGCCGUCGCAGAGUCAUCUUAUUUCCGACGAACGGUUUGCUUGUACGAUUGGUGGUUGGUUAGAGCCCAAAACGACUUCCAAGGAAAGCGUUUAGCCGUCGCAGGCGUGUCAUCAAGAAAGGAAGAAGCAAUUCGGGUGUUUGUUUCUGCUCCUGUUAUCAAAAGAUAUGAUGUGUUUAACCUUGAGACUGCGGAUGGGAUAUACGUUAUCAUCAAUGGUUUCAUUAACGAGCAACGCACACUCGAAAAUGGUUUCUCCCCUGAGGUUUUCAACCGUUUUAUAUUUGGCUUUCCUUCAAACUGGGAAAGCUAUGUCAUAGAUUGUUUCAGAGAGGAAUCAACCACAGACAUUGAUUUGGGUGGUGCUGUUUCUGAUAAUGUAAUAGCAAUUCGUCCUGAAAUCUUAUCAGAUGAUGUAGAAAAAUCUAUUCCAACUCCUGUAGCUUCACCUGAAGAGGCCACGGUUGAUCACGAGAAACCGUUUCCUGAAGGUGAAUGCAAUGCUUCGAAGGAGAUGGGUGGGGUUAAUGUUGCUUAUGGUAGUUGCAGGAGUAAACGUAGUGCCAGGUUGCAUAAUAUUGAUGUCUGCCAGCAGAAGAAGCAGCCUGCUUCUGGAGGUCUUCCAAAGUAUCCAGAUGAAGAGAAGAGCUCUACCUCAGCGGCCUUGGAGAAUUGUGAUGGAGAACAACUCAAAAGUCCGGUGACACCCAUUCAGUCACGAUCACAUGAGAAGCCAUUCUCUGACAAUGAAUGCAAUGCUUCGAAGGAGAAGGUUGGGGUUAAUGUUGCCUGUGGUAGUAGCGGGAGUAGACAUAGUGCCAGGUUGCGCAAUAUUACAGUCUGCCAGCAGAGGAAGCAGCCUGCUUCUGGAGGUCUUCCAAAGUAUCCAGAUGAAGAGAAGAGCUCUACCUCAGCGGCCUUGGAGAAUUGUGAUGGAGAACAACUCAAAAGUCCGGUGACACCCAUUCUGUCACGAUCACAUGAGAAGCCAUUCUCUGACAAUGAAUGCAAUGCUUCGAAGGAGAAGGUUGGGGUUAAUGUUGCCUAUGGUAGUAGCGGGAGUAGACAUAGUGCCAGCUUGCGCAAUAUUACAGUCUGCCAGCAGAGGAAGCAGCCUGCUUCUGGAGGUCUUCCAAAGUAUCCAGAUGAAGAGAAGAGCUCUACCUCAGCGGCCUUGGAGAAUUGUGAUGGAGAACGACUGAAAAGUCCCGUGACACCCAUUCAGUCACAAUCACAUGAGAAACCAUUCUCUGACGAUGAAUGCAAUGCUUCAAAGGAGAUGGGUGGGGUGAAUGUUGCCUGUGGUGGUAGCAAGAGUAGACGUAGUGCCAGGUUGCGUAAUAUUAAAGUCUGCCAGCAGAAUAAUCAGCCUGCUUCUGGAGGUCCUCCAAAGUAUCCAGAUAAAGAGAAGCGCUCUAACUCAGUGGCCUUGGAGAAUCAUGAUGGAGAGGGACUGAAAAUUCCAGUGACACCCAGUGAGUCACAAUCACAGGGACAAGUAAACACAUCAUCCCAGCAGCUAGCUAAAAAAUCUGUAUCCAGAAUUUCUGGAACUUUGUCAGCAAAAACUGAAGGCUGUUAUAAGAAAAAACCAGUGACAGUUAAAACAAAAGGGAUCAGUCCUAAGAGAAAAAUGACUAAAUCUGCAUCCGCUGUGAAAUAUCCUCGUGUAAAGGAUGUAAGCCCCUUGAUAAAGGGAGGCAAACGGAAAAUAUCCUCAGUUUCUCCAGAGUCAUUGAGUUUCAGAAAAUCCAGAUCUGGUAGGUUGCUUCUUCCUCCUUUAGAGUUUUGGCGCAAUCAAAUACCAGUUUAUAAUGCGGACCAUGAGAUUACAGAAAUUCAGGAAGGUGCAUCUGUGGUUUGGGAAAGAAAGGAGUAACUCGGGAAAGAAACAGUCGAGAUAUAUCACAGUGCUCACCUUUUUUAAUCCUUCAUUUGUAUUUUACUCAUGCUUUUUGUUUCGGUUGCCAUGUAUCUAUUAGUUGUAACUAAUUGCCCAUAUUAGUAGCUGAAGCAUCUUCCUUAUUUUACCCCCCACAUGUAAAUGGACCUUGUCCUCAACGUUAAAUGUAACUUAUCGGACCAACAGAAUUUAUAAAUC